CAGACCAGCUAGCUGAUGAUUGACACAGACAGUAGUAAAUCCAUUCAGGACAUCUUCACAUCACUUUGCAAGUUUGGUUGAAGGUUACUGAUUUUAAACUACGAUAUUUGCUCCAAACCAGUUGUUACCACAUUGGAAGACUCCUGCCAGGACUAUUAUGGCUUGCAAAUCCGAUGACAUCAGCUCGAUGAAGGGCCACGCCUUCACUGACCAUAUCUUUCAUCACUAUUCAGAAAUUAAUACAGACAGGAUCUACAUGGAUUACAAUGCUACCACGCCACUGGAGCCAGAGGUGAUUCAGGCUAUUUCUGAAGCCCUCCAGGACGCCUGGGGAAACCCUAGUAGCAACUAUAUAGCAGGUGCCAAGGCCAAGGCUAUCAUUAAUCAGUCCAGAGAGAAUGUGGCAAGAAUGGUUGGAGGUAAAGCAGAGGACGUUAUUUUCACGUCAGGUGGGACAGAGGCCAAUAACCUGGUGCUGCACACUGCUGUAGAGCACUUCAGGAAAAGCUGCAGGGCUGCAGAACAACACGAAGGACACCAGAACGGAUGCAGUGGCCGACCUCACAUUAUCACCUCUAAUGUGGAACAUGACUCCAUCAAACUUGUAGCUGAGCACUUACAGAUGGAUGGCAAAGCAGAUGUCACCUUUGUGCCGGUGUCUAAGGUGACAGCCCGUGUAGAGGUGGACGAUGUCAUUGCUGCAGUGCGUCCCAACACUUGUCUCAUCUCUGUAAUGCUGGCCAACAAUGAGACUGGAGUCAUCAUGCCAGUGCGAGAGAUCUGCCAAAGAAUAAAGUCUCUCAAUAAGCGGCAUGAGCGGCUCAGGAUCCUGCUCCACACUGAUGCUGCCCAGGCUCUGGGGAAAAUCCGAGUUGAUGCCAGUGAACUAGGAGUGGAUUACCUCACUAUAGUGGGACACAAGUUCUACGCCCCUCGGAUUGGUGCUUUGUACGUGAACAGUCCUGGAACAAAGACACCGUUACAUCCGAUGCUGUUUGGAGGAGGACAGGAGAGGAACUUCAGACCAGGCACUGAGAACACGCCAAUGAUUGCUGGUCUGGGAAAGGCUGCAGAACUGGUGACAUCUCAUCUGUCAGAAUAUGAGAGUCAUAUGCAAAGCACUAAACUGUACUUGGAAGAACAACUGCGGGCUGUCUUCAAAGACAAGAUCCACUUCAACAGCCAUUACCCCGGCUCUGAUAUCCUCCCUAACACAUGUAACGUGUCCAUCCUGGGCCCAACAUUACAAGGCUGGAGGGUAUUGUCCAACUGUAGGAGGCUACUGGCCAGCGUCGGCGCCGCCUGCCACUCAGACAGUGGAAACCGGCCUUCUCAUAUCCUCCUGAGCUGUGGCGUCCCCUCAGAGGUGGCGGCUAAUGCUCUGAGAUUGAGCGUGGGCAGGGGGACGACCGAAGCAGAUGUGGACGCAGUUGUGGAGGAUCUGAGGGAAACCGUGCAGCUGCUGGAAGAAAUGAACUGACGGCUUUCAUUUGCACGGAGUAAAGUCAUCCUGUGGGUCAAAUAAGGAUGUACAGAACCAAAACAUGCACCAUCUGUGUUUUCUCUCAUAUGAACUGAUCAUGUAAAAUGGAUGAAAAAUUUAAAAAAGACGAGGUGACCUGAGGGGUGAUGUUAUGGAGAGAUGAAUAUACUCGGCUUCCAUCGCGUCAUGUGAGUAGCCCAUCAGCUAAUUGAAGAGAGGGGCACAUGUAUUAUGAGUGUUAUUGACAUCAAAUAUGUAUUGUGAUUUUCUCUAAUUAGCCGUGAAAUAUUUGACAUGGAUUCUAAUAUUCCACACGUAUCAUGUGUUUAGUCACCUGCACUCUGAUUAAUCUUUAAAACAGUUGUAAAAAAUAACACUCUUUGUAAUCCACCAUG
Messenger RNA from Amphiprion ocellaris (clown anemonefish), 1878 nucleotides. It is a transcript of the gene scly, whose product is annotated as selenocysteine lyase. The coding region runs from base 158 to 1480 and encodes 440 amino acids. The transcript has 14 exons. The record is from RefSeq and is a predicted model, not a curated record. Lineage: Eukaryota; Metazoa; Chordata; Actinopteri; Pomacentridae.